This is a messenger RNA of Adineta steineri, 1209 nucleotides long. Lineage: Eukaryota; Metazoa; Rotifera; Eurotatoria; Adinetida; Adinetidae. The record is from the annotation of a GenBank genome assembly.
AUGUCUAAUACGAAUGCAAAUGUACGAUCUGUGCGCGAUAAAUUUCUGCAACAACAACAACAAGUAAAUCAAUAUGAUAAUACGAUAAAACAUCAACAAGAACAAAAACAUGAUAUUUCAUUUCAAUGUAUUCAUUGUGGUAAACAUCAAACAGUCAUUUUUCUGUUACAACCAAAUUUAAUUAAAGACAUCGUUCAAUCACCAGUUCCUGAAUAUGAUCCAGUUUAUCGAUCAAAAUCAAUAGACCGAGAUAAUCGACCAUCCAUAUCACCACGACAAGUAUCAAUCAUAAGUGAAGAACAAGAUGAAUUAACACCGCAGUUACGUCAAUCUAAUUAUGCGUUGGAUUUUCGUCAUUCUAGUGAAAAUAUUACGCGACCAUCUGCUGUUGAACAAAAUAUUAAAGGAUUUGUUAAUAAUUGUGUUCGUUCAAGUCUUCAUGAUAUUUCACAAGGAAAUAAAGAUAAUAAUAAUACCCAAGAAAUUGUUGAAAUUGAUAUUGAAUACGAUCCAAUAUUGGGUAAUAUUAAAUCAACAAGAAAACGUUCAAGUACAUUAACUACAAAUCUUGAUAAUGAUUAUCAUUCUUCAACCAAUCGUCCUCAAUCUGUAAAUAGUAGAUAUAAAUUAAUAUCAUCUGAUGCCAAUCGUGAUACAGCACCAAUAUGGGCAAGACGUCGAAUAUCUCAUUCAACUGUUAAACCAUCAGAUCUUAUCCGAGAACAUGAUAAAAAAGAAAAAUUAGAACCUACUGCAUUACGACGUUUAUCACGAGCAGAUCUUGUUGAUGAUAGUGUCAUACCAAAUUCUACAAUAAAACCUAAAAUUAUUAGUCUACAAAAUCCAACAAUGAUUAAAGAUAUAAUUUUACGUUGGUGUCAAGAUCUAACACAAUUUUAUAAAGGUGUUAAUAUUCGAAAUUUUUCUUCAUCAUGGAAUGAUGGUUUAGCAUUUUGCGCUAUUAUUCAUCGAUAUUUUCCCGAUGAAUUUAAUUUUGAAACAUUAAAUACACAUGAACGUCGACAAAAUUUCGAUUUAGCUUUCACUGUUGCCUUAGAACGUGCUGGUAUAGAACCACUAAUUGAUACAGAUGAUAUGAUAUACAUGGGUGAUAAACCUGAUUGGAAAGUUGUUUUUACUUAUGUUCAAAGUUUAUAUCGUAAUCUAUCACGUAUACAACCACCAGCAAUAAUGCGUGAACGUUGGUGA